Saprolegnia parasitica CBS 223.65 is the source of this 746-nucleotide messenger RNA. RefSeq lists its product as hypothetical. NCBI's taxonomy places the organism in Eukaryota, Oomycota, Saprolegniomycetes, Saprolegniales, Saprolegniaceae. The coding region runs from base 99 to 683 and encodes 194 amino acids. The record is from RefSeq and is a predicted model, not a curated record. The transcript has a single exon.
CCUCGAUAGGGCCAGACCGCGGGUAGAAGCGCAGCUCGGACGCCUCGGCGUAGCAGGCGCCAGUCUCUCAUUUCCACCGGCCCUCGCACCUCACCAUCAUGAACCGCAUGGACAGCCUUCGAUCGAUGGCCACGAGCGCCGGCUCCAUGGCGCGCACGACCGCGUCGACCGCGGGCUCGCUCGCGUCGUCGGCGAUGCUCGGCGCCAAGGUUGCAGCGCCCGUCAUCAAGGAGAAGGGCAAGUACGUGUGCACGCAGGCCGGCGUCGCCGCCUCCAUGGGCAAGUCGACGCUUGAGAGCAAGCUCAAGAAAGUUCAAAAGUCGUCAACGUACCAGAACCUGCGCCAGCGCCUCCCGACGUGGACACCAGGCACAAAGGCCGGUGACGACGCCAGCGCGCAGAACUUUGCUUCGACGGAAAAAGAGUACUUCAAGAUGGACCCAUCUGCCGCCAAGCAGCAGAUGCGCCGGUCCAAGUCCGAGCGCCGCACGCCGUCCAAGGAGUCGGCCAAGCCGCGAUCGCUGGCGCGCACGACGACAACCGUGGCCGAGGCCGCGCCCGUGGCUGCACCGGCCCCCGAGCCCAAGCCGGCCAAGACGUCGAGUCUGGUGAGCGAGCGCAUGAAGGCGUUCGAGGUCAAGCCCAUCUCAGUGCGGAAAACAAGCACCGAAAUCGCCUUCUAGACGCCUCGCUGCUCUGCGUUUGUAUCUGUCACCUAUUUACACGACCCUUCUUCUCUUCCUAUA